GCAAACUAGGUUUGCCGACAGUCGCUCCAAGUUGUUUCAAGUUGCUCGAAGUCGUUCCGUAUGAUCAGCUGUUUCGUAUCCGAUUUGGCGUUUCUUGUAUUUUUGCGAACGGAAUGGCGUCCCGCGCAUUACUGCAACAGUGUGCGAAUGGAAUUAGCAAGAGUAGUCCUAGAUUGAGCAGGUUAUUUGCAAGUAAACGCUCAGACGUAGAAAAGAAACCUGACUUGGCGCAGCGCAAGAAUCUCCAGGAGACAAUACAGUCGCCAGAGGAGGCAAAAUAUUUACAAGCCUUAAAGAGCACAAUUACCGUAGCUGAGGAGGAUGUUGGUUACGUAUCCGGCGUGCCUGAGGAGCAUAUCAAGACACGCAAAGUACGGAUUUAUCAACCUGCAAAGAGCGCCAUGCAAUCGGGAACGAAUAACAUUCACUUUUGGCAAAUGGACUUUGAUACACGGGAACGUUGGGAGAAUCCAUUGAUGGGCUGGACUUCCAGUGGAGAUCCUAUGUCAAAUAUCAAAGUUGAUUUCGCGACGAAGGAGGAGGCGAUCGAACACUGCAAGAAGAUGGGAUGGGAUUAUUAUGUGCAGAAACCGAAUGUUAGUCAGCCAAAACCUCGUAGCUACGGAUCCAACUUCUCCUGGAAUAAACGUACCAGAGUGUCAACUAAAUAAUCUACCAGAGUUUCAACUAAAUAAUAUACCUUCCUCGAGCAAAUCACUCGUAAGUUCAUGUACGAGUAUAAACUACUUGUAGUCAUCUAAAGCAAUCCUGAAGUAAAAUAUGUAUCAUAAUGCAAAUAAAUGUAUAUAUAUAUAUAUAUAUUUAGUGCGAUGUA
Molecule: messenger RNA, 835 nt
Organism: Vollenhovia emeryi
Lineage: Eukaryota; Metazoa; Arthropoda; Insecta; Hymenoptera; Formicidae
Gene: ND-18
Product: NADH dehydrogenase [ubiquinone] iron-sulfur protein 4, mitochondrial
Exons: 3
Coding region: 114-671 (185 amino acids)
Biological process (GO): electron transport chain
Source: RefSeq, a predicted model, not a curated record